GCAAUGCCCACUGUCCAGUGGUGACAGUUUGGGGGCCAAAAAAAUCGCCAACGUUUUCGUUAACUAUUUAUAGCUUAGCUGUCAUAUUCUGUCACCUGAACAUAAUGUGGGUUGUUUCUUUGUUCCUCUUUUCGAACAGCUUUCUCAGUGUUGAUGUCGAGAAUACCACUCCCCAGUUGAUUCCCUAGCCUCUGUCCACGUGUUAGUGCCAACAUGUGGAGUGUUAGAAGUCAUCCUCAGACCAAAAGGGAGCAGCUCAGGCUUCAACUAUCUUCUCUGCUCCACGACCACAAACCCAACUGUGCGGCUAUUCAACUAGAUGGCGAUGCCGGUGGCGCGUAUUACAACGCUUCGGACGAAGGAGAGCGACUGAAUUGUGUCAAGAACGUCGAUGAAAUCUUCCCCCCGAUGCAAGCCGCACACGAUGGCUUUUUGCGCGCCAUCCAAGACCAAAAGGUCCAACUACCUUAUCUCCCUCAAACAGCAGGGAUCGUGUCGUCCGCUGGUGGUACAUAUCUUCCCAACUUCAUCGUCACUCUACGACUCAUUCGAAGACGGGGUUCGAAUCUCCCCGUAGAGGUGUUUAUGAAGGACUGGGAAGAAUACGAAGCGUACAUUUGCGAAGUGGUGCUGCCGCCAAUGAAUGCGAAGUGUCUCAUUCUUUCGGAGAUGCUGUCUGGCUUAAACAAAAUGGAACACUAUCAGAUUAAAUCAUUCGCUAUCUUGUUUUCCUCGUUCGAGUCUGUCAUCUGGCUGGAUUCGGAUAAUAUUCCCCUGCAUGAUCCGGGCAUCUUGUUAAACUCGGAGCCGUUCACAUCCACGGGCCUAGUCACUUGGCCGGACUUUUGGGCCAGCACCACUGCCCCUAUCUACUAUAACAUCUCCCGACAACCAGAGCCAUCGUUGAGUGCUCGAGCAUGCUCUGAAGCAGGGGUGAUUCUCGUGUCUAAACAAAGCCAUGCCAGUAUGCUGCUGCUGUCAGCGUAUUAUAACUACUAUGGACCGGACUACUAUUACCCGCUCCUAAGCCAGGGUGGGUAUGGCCAGGGUGAUAAAGAUACAUUCAUUCCUGCUGCAGCUGCCAUGAAUAAAACAUUCUACACCGUGAGCGAACCGGUGGUAUUUCUGGGGCAUACCCUACCACAUUCAGAAGACGUGCAUCCCGCCGCCAUGCUCCAGUCUGAUCCUAUAGAAGACUUCCAGUUGACCAGCGAAGGGAAAUGGCGAGUAAAGGACCCAUCCGUGGCUAAACCCGUGCGUGCAUUCUUCAUUCACACCAUGGCCAUGAAGUUCAACCCUGCAGAUGGUCUCAUGGGUGAGAAAUCCCAUGAUUGGCACGGCAAUCCAUCAAGAGCAUAUACUGCUUCUGCAGAAGCCUUGCAGCGCUUUGGAUAUGAUGCCGAGAGAGACAUAUGGGAAGAAACCCUGGCGAUGACUUGUGAUCUGGAACAUGUGUUUUAUACAUGGAGGUCCAAAUCUGGGGUCUGUGCAGAGGUCAGGGCAUAUUGGAAUGCUGUUUAUGAGAAUCCAUCUAAAGAGGAAACCUAUAAAUUUACACAAGACUAA
This is a messenger RNA of Aspergillus wentii DTO 134E9, 1566 nucleotides long. Its product is annotated as alpha-mannosyltransferase. Gene Ontology annotation, cellular component: Golgi apparatus. Bases 214 to 1566 code for a protein of 450 amino acids. Gene Ontology annotation, biological process: mannan biosynthetic process. The record is from RefSeq and is a predicted model, not a curated record. Gene Ontology annotation, molecular function: alpha-1,2-mannosyltransferase activity. The transcript is spliced from 2 exons. NCBI's taxonomy places the organism in Eukaryota, Fungi, Ascomycota, Eurotiomycetes, Eurotiales, Aspergillaceae.